Messenger RNA from Funneliformis geosporum, 218 nucleotides. Lineage: Eukaryota; Fungi; Glomeromycota; Glomeromycetes; Glomerales; Glomeraceae. The record is from the annotation of a GenBank genome assembly.
AUUACCUAACCAAUAAUUUUUCACCUUGUCUAAGGCAUGCUGUUCGCUACCAGCAAGCUUUCAUUCUUGUGAGAUCAUACUCUUGUCCUCACGUAGGAUAUAGAGAUGCAAUCACGAGAAAAGAUGAUCCAAAAUCAUUAAAGCAAAUUUGUCUUGUCAAUGUUGAGAUAGAACCAGAUUCAUGCUGGACACAAUUAUUUGCGGAAAUCAAACUAUGA